UUCAAACAUGCCACGAGCUGUGAGCUACUUCUGUAAAGAAAGGCAUACGAAAACAAGUUAAAAAAGUUCAAUAUGGGAUUUUUGGUACCGACAUCCACGGCUGUUUUCUUCAUUGCAUUUUUUGUGAACGGAUUGGACGCCUUCUCGAGAUCGUCUUGCACGCAUACAGCAAGAUUUGACAAUCCUCAAAAAGAUAAAAGCUUGGACGGUAACGUUAUCGAGACUGUGAACGUGAUAGACCAGACGAAUUGCGUCAUCAUUUGCCUGGAGCAUCCGGAUUGCGAGUCCAUCAACUAUCACGUCGUCUCGUCCAGUCCUACGCACGUUUGUGAACUAAAUAGCAAGAACGAGCAUGACGUCAGUUUGACUGAUAAAACUGACGUCAUCCAUUAUGGACCAAACAUCUCUCAACUGCCAGACUGUGCUCAGAAUGGACCGGGCGAGUGUCAAAAUGGCGCACAUUGUGCCUCGUCUUGUGCAAAUGAUCAAAAACUGAUGUGUCAUUGUCGAGAGGGGACAACUGGAUCAACCUGCGCAGUUGUGUACAAGAAUCAGGACUUCACGAUGGUGUUUCCAACAAGGAGCGUUCAGAAUUACAUUUUGAUAGACGACAGCAACGUACCGGAAAUGGCUGCCUUCACUCUAAUGUUUUGGGUCACCUACUUAAGAGAAUCAGUUAUGACAGUUUUGACAUAUGGCCUCGAAAAUGAAGAUAUAAAAUUGAACAUUAAAACAGACGGGUUUUAUUUCCGUGUUUUAUCUGGAACUAAGGGAAUAAGCACUCCUCCGAUCUUUGAUGGCUAUUGGCAUCACGUGGGAAUCACAUGGUCCCUGGGGGAAUACGUCUUGUACAUCGACGGUACGUUGAUUGAAAGUGGAGAAGGCCUGGGUCCGACUACUCCAGUAACAGCGGGAGGAAAAUUUCACAUUGGUCAGAGGUAUAAGUCCGAAAGAAGUUUCGACGAAACCAAGUCAUUUGCGGGUAAACUGACGCAAUUGAAUAUGUGGGACAAGAUUUUCACUGAGGAUGAAAUCAAAUCGACAAGUGGAAGUUGCAUCAAUGACGUUGGUACGAUAUUAGAUUGGAGCACCGUGGUGAGUAAAGCACACGGAGCUGUAUUCAAGGAAAGCCUGGGAUUGUGUCGGACACUUCGUGAUGAUCCUGUCUACGAUGUAAUGAUGACGGCUGACGCUAGCAAGAGCACGCAAAUAACAAGAAUUGAAACAUCUGUCAGCCUUACAACAUUCAAGAAUAUUACAAUCUCAACGUGGGCACAACAUGACGAAUACAUGAGAUAUAUUUCGUAUAGGUCGUCUACUGGCGCAAUACCAUAUCUCUCGUUUCGUCUCGAAAAAGAUGUUCUCAUUCUGGACAUAGUAAACGUUGUUCGAAAGGAAGCACGUGUUCCCAGAUACUGGAAAGAGGACCCUGCGUUAUGGCAUCACGUUGCUACCACGUGGUCAGGCGAUACGGGGGUCUGGCAGAUCUUUUUGGAUGGUUCACUGGUCUCUACCAUGGAGAAUGUGGCUGUUGGCCAUGAGCUUCCUACGAAAGGGACUGCAUUCAUUGGUGUCCCAGAACCCGGAGAUCUAUCUAUGACAGGCAGUUUAACAAGAUUCAACAUAUGGAAUCUCAUAAUCGAUGGGGGAUCUAUAUCAAUAAUGGCAAGAUCGCAACAAUCGUUCCCCAACGGCAAUGUAUUCGCUUGGUCCGACGUGAAAUCGAAGGUCACUGGAGAUAUGGAAUUCGAGAAGACACCCAGUGGCGUGCGCAAUAGACGGUCAGGUGUAGAAUAUCAAAUGAAGUUUCCAGCAGCAUCGUCCUCUAAUUACGCUCUGCUUUACAACGUAUUUCCUGAACCAGUCACAGUAUUCGCGGCAUGUUUCUGGGCGAAAAUUUUGGAUGCGGGUGCUGCAGUCUAUAGCUACUCGACUAAAAGUUACAGUGCUGAGAUUCAAUCCUAUGUCUACUCUUAUGAACUUGACCUUAUCAUCCAAGGCGUGGACCAAUCUGGGCCUGACCUUUCAUCCCCGAGCAAUUGGCAUUUCUAUUGCCAGCAGUGGCGCAGUUCGGACGGUCUCAUCGAGACUUGGCAAGAUGGUAAAAAACUUCAAAGCAAGACCCGCGCAACAGGCAAGGUUGUGGAACCAGGGGGAGCCAUGAUCAUUGGCCAAGAACCGGACUCGUAUGUCGGAUCCUUUUCUAGUUCCCAGGCGUUUAAGGGCACCAUCGCGGGAUUAAACAUGUGGACGGAUUUCCUAACUUCUAACGAAAUCCAAGGAAUGUGUGGUGGGCUGAUUAAUGUCAACGGUAAUCUAUUCCGGUGGAGGGAUAUUAGUCUUCCUGAAUACAGAUAUGGUGAUGUCACAAAGGCAUUGGCUGAACCGGCAUUACCCGAGUUUCGUGUGCAGAAACUACGGGACGAAUGGUGUAUAAAGAAUUACAAUAGAAGAAACGCCAGAUUUGUGCGGAUUAAGAGUGGAGGAUACAAGUGGAGGUGUAUGAGUUCCGUUGCCUUGUUACCAGAGAACAUGUGUUAUGACAUCGAUGGGGCCAGUCCUUCAUACAAUACAAGAGACCCACAACUUUUAGCUAUCGUAUAAUUAGUAUAUUUGUGUUAUCUUAUCUUGACAAACCCUAUUACCAUAUCAUACCAUACCAUACCAUACCACACCACACUACACCAUACCACAGCAC
Messenger RNA from Dendronephthya gigantea, 2698 nucleotides. RefSeq lists its product as uncharacterized. The coding region runs from base 73 to 2604 and encodes 843 amino acids. Lineage: Eukaryota; Metazoa; Cnidaria; Anthozoa; Malacalcyonacea; Nephtheidae. The transcript is spliced from 11 exons. The record is from RefSeq and is a predicted model, not a curated record.